AAAUUCCGGCGUUCUUCCACAUCCACUCUUUUCUUCGUCCCGAGGCCCGGCCGGCCCCCGGUGGCCCGCCCGAUCACGAGGCACCCAUCCGAACGCUGGCACCUGGUCGCGCCACGUCUCCGCACAAUACCACAUCCACAUGGUGACCCCCCCCCCCCCCCCCCCGGCUGUCUCUACCCUCUCCUCCUCCUCCAGUCCUCCCUCGCUCUUCCUCCUCGCGAAACGACGCGGAGGAGGUUGCCGGUCAGGCCACCGCCGCGCCCGCCCGCCCGCCGGAGACCCGGUCCGCAGCCAACGCGUGACGUAGGGAGGACACGCAGCCAUGGCCACUUCCUCCUCGUCGCUCACAACGCUCCACUCCCGCUUCCUCUCUCCCACCCCUUCCUCGCCCUACAUGGCGGCGCUGCCCCGACGGCGAAGGGCCGGAGCGCGGUACCCUCGCAUCCGGGCCAUUGACCUCGACCAGAACACGAUUGUGGCCAUUUCGGUGGGCGUCGUCAGCAUCGCCGUGGGAAUAGGUGUCCCUGUGUUCUACGAGACUCAAAUCGACAAUGCCGCCAAGAGGGAUAAUACACAGCCAUGCUUCCCCUGCAGUGGUUCUGGCGCGCAGGUAUGCAGGUUUUGCAGUGGAAAGGGCAUUGUUACUGUAGUACUUGGUGCAGGCGAGACUGAAGAAUCGCAGUGUGUCAACUGCGAGGGCAUCGGCUCUUUGACAUGCACUACAUGCCAAGGCACCGGAAUCCAACCACGCUAUCUUGACCGCAGGGAGUUCAAGGAUGACGAUUGAUGAAGGUUUUAUUGCCAUCUUUGGUAGUAUAUGUCAAAGAUGUAACAUCACGUCUAAUUUGAGGACAAAGUUGCGGACUCAGAAGAGAUGUACCUAUCAGCCAUAGGAAUCAUCUGAUUGUUUUGUGUUUAUAUGUUCCAGUUUGGUAAAUAUAGAUGGCAGUCGCCCUCCAGCAGAGAAGAUAAUGUCUCAAAUUUAAGUGUUGAACGUUUUUUGCGGGAGAUGUAGUACACAUUGUUCUUCUGGUUUUGUCAUGCAUAAUUGCAAAUAAACAACGCGAGUAAACAAAAAA
Molecule: messenger RNA, 1079 nt
Organism: Zea mays
Lineage: Eukaryota; Viridiplantae; Streptophyta; Magnoliopsida; Poales; Poaceae
Biological process (GO): photosystem II repair
Cellular component (GO): chloroplast
Molecular function (GO): protein disulfide isomerase activity
Source: RefSeq, marked validated